AUGUCGAAGUUUGAAGCUCUGAAGUACUACUAUUACGCCAUGCUAUAUGGCGAUGGCGCACACGAAAAUGAAAGUUGGACAUCUGAAUAUUCAAAUAUUUUACAUCCAACAGUGGUCGAAUCAAGUUUUUGUUCAUAUUCUACCCUUAAAACAAUAUCUUAUAUUAAUUUGGAUGAUGAAGAUCUGAGAGCGGCUAAAUUAAAUAAUAUAAUUAAAAAAUUAUUAGACAUUAUUCGCAAUCCUGUGUGUGAAGAUAUAGGAUUUGUUUGCUAUUUGCUAUUUAAAUUCUUGAAAUAUAAUGGUUAUGACGGAUACUACUUGGAGCACCUACUGCAUAUCCGUGAUAUCCUUGAUUUCCUAUCUAAGCAGGCUAAACAUAUUGAAGACUAUCAGGAUUUCCUUCGCGAGUUCCUUUAUCUCAGCGGGAAGCCACCACUCUUGCGGAAGUCCUCUGAGCUCCUGCUGUGUGCUCCUAAACUCCAACGUCACUUAACUCUCUUGGGUUAUCUGCUUUUCCUAGCACCAUCGAAAGAUGCAUUUUUUACCGUCAAGAACGCCAUUAUGAACUUCGUUCACGGCGAUGAUAAGAAGGCAAGGAAGGAUGCGGUAAAACCGUCCAUGUGUCGCGAAGCCGUUAACUAUUCCAAGCUUCCAUUCAUCCUCAUUGAACAUCUGGCGAUUACCUCGGACGAGAUUUACACGGACAUUUUGGAGAUAAUUUUGACAAUACUUCCUUUAUCGCAAACUGUUUCUAACAGGUUAAUUGCAGCUGGAAUAGAAGAUCAACUCCUUUUGAAAUUGCGUCUAACUUCUUGCAUUAAUGAAACAUUGUACAAUAGUAAAUAUAUUCAGAAAAAUCAUAUCAUUAUUCCGAAAAUUCUUUGGAAAUUAAUGUCAACUUUAAUUGAAUCAGAAAAUCAACCAGAAAAUGCAAAACAUUGUAAAUCACCAUCAUUGGAUGCAAUGUGUUGCCUCCGCAAGAUAUUGAAUUUGAGCGUAAUUGAGGCUAAACGAAGUACGCGCUGCAAAACUUUACGCAACGAACUCGUGAGGAUGAUCCUAACGAAUCUUCUUGGUCGCGCAUCAGACUACUCCGAAUGGGACUUCGUUGGCUCAGGAAUUGCUGAUGAUUUGGCUAUUCUUGCUGUGGCGACAGAAUGCGGGACACAGAACACUUGGGCCGAGAAUGCCAGUAUCGAGACUAAAAAUCAAGAUGACCUAAUUUUCAAGAGGACACUUCUAAUUAUCGUCACAUUAAUAGCUGAGGUGCAGCCUGAAACUGUACCUCUCCUAAAAGAAAGGAAAUUAAUAUUUGGACUUCUUCAAUUUUUUCAACCAUAUUCCGAAGAUACAAAAUUACCUUGGAAUUUUGAGCAACGUUGGCAUCUCUUCAAAUAUGUAUCUAACGCACUUAUAUAUCUUGUUCCGAAAAUACCAGAAGAAUUUAUAAAUUUCAACGACUUGAUUCAACGGGUUCUUGAAUUUGAAGCUUUAUCAAUAACUCACCAAAAAACUAUAUCUUUUCUCCUUAUAACUAUUCAAAAUAUAGUGGAAAAUCAGUGUAGUCCAUUAGAAAUUAAUGAACUAGUAUUCAAAAGUGCAUUUAAUUUGUUAAAUCGAUGCAGAUAUCAGAAAUGCGAAGAUUCUAAACUUGAGCAAAGUUAUCUUAUUACAAUUGGUUCAUUUAUUUGGAAGUGUUUAGUUCCUAAUGCGGAUACAUUUAUACAAUUUUUGCAAAAAAGUGGGCUUUACUUGUUUUUAGACAUCAUGGAAAAUGCGAAUGUUUAUGUACAGAAUUUUUAUUUGGACGUACUUACGGAUAUUUGUGAAAAACAAUUUAGUAUUCAUUAUUUAUUUUCUUGGAGAUGCGCUGAUAAGCAGAAGAAUUUAAUAUCUAUUUUAACACAUAUUUGGAAGAUGGUAGUGAUGGAAUCACCAUUAAUAAAUAAUAGCCAAACGCUUUAUCUAUAUUACAUUAAAUCGAUACGCAAUUCAAGUAAUAUAAUUACAAUUGCAACCCGUCCAGCUCGAGAAAAAAUAGUGUUUUUAAUUAAAUUAAUGCAAGAUUAUGAAAAAUAUCAAAAAGAUUGUUGGAACAUAUUAUAUAAUAAACUUACUAUAGAAGAACGUUUAACGUUUCUGGAGAUCGAAACUUAUGACGGCAUGAAGGAGGACGAGGCGAUGAUGGAGAUAUCGAAGACGCUGGACUGUGCAAAUGUCUGUCCUCUGACGAAGUCUCGGGAAAAUUUACGUCCUAUGAAUAUGAGGCUCUACGAUUACAAUGUACGUUUAAAAGAGGGCAAACAAAAAUUGCUGGAUAUGUGGGUUGUCGAGAAACUCGAGGAAGAAUAUCAGGAAUACCAGAACAUUCAAAAUGCCAAACUUAAUCCCGCGUUUGAUGCGCUCAAAGUCUUUGAAUACAUUGCCAGGACGAGCAUCAAGGAUUAUAUGUUAGCAAAAAAAACUAAGCAGAAAGCAUUAAUCGAUGCAAGCAUUAGAAUGAUGAAAAACGAGACAGAAUCACUGCGGAGAACUUACAAUUCUGAUACGAAUAUAACGGCUGUUUUCAAUCAGAAUUUGAAAAUACGAAGUAUAUCAAAGUCGAAUUUAAAUUUAGAGGAUGAAUUAUCUUUAGUUUCUUCUUUAACAUCUGUAGUAUCAGCAAAUGCUUCCUCAACUUGUUCAUUAACAACGGAAAAGUCGUCUGCUUUUUCAUUCUUGGGGAAGAAGUAUGUAUUUGAUACAAGUGGAAAUGUUAUUUAA
This is a messenger RNA of Ceratosolen solmsi marchali, 2763 nucleotides long. RefSeq lists its product as uncharacterized. Bases 1 to 2763 code for a protein of 920 amino acids. The record is from RefSeq and is a predicted model, not a curated record. Gene Ontology annotation, biological process: positive regulation of flagellated sperm motility. Gene Ontology annotation, cellular component: non-motile cilium; sperm midpiece. Lineage: Eukaryota; Metazoa; Arthropoda; Insecta; Hymenoptera; Agaonidae. The transcript has 12 exons.